AUGGAGCGCGGGACGCUGGACAGCGUCGAGUCCUUUUCUUCUUCUCCCUCCUCGUCCUUCUCCUCAGAGCCGACAGGUAGCCCUCCGCUCGCGCCGUUCCUUUCCGCCGGGCUCGUUGAGGGCGAAGCCGCGGCUGAGGCCGGCGAGCAGAGUUCAGUGGCGGGACAAGAGGCUGAGGCGGGAGACAAAGAAAACAAAGUCUUCGUGCGCGAAGAGGAGAGCGACCGGCCGCCGAAGCGAUGGCGCGGCGUUCUGGGCUCUGAGGAGCUCCUCACCGAGCGCGACCAGAAAGUGCUCAGCAGCCUCGAGGAGAAGGAGCCGGCGAUUCUCGAUGAAGUGACCCGCUACUGGCUGCAUGCCGUCGGAUGCGCCGCGACCGAUCGAACUGUCGCCCGGUUGGUUUCCGUCGCGGUACAAUUGGCGGCUGAGCGCGUGAUUGACGACGCAAAACUUCUCUACUUUUGCCGCCGCGCCACAGAAGAAAAAUCAAAGGAAGCGCCCACCAGCAGAGAGCGACUCGCGCGGCCGAGAGGUGCGCCCGGCGCGUCCGCUAAUGCGUUCGCGAACGGCAAGACUCCGAUGGAUUACCGGGAGCUCGACUUGGAGAGCUUCUGUGCGGCCUUUCGCAAGAACGGCGACAGCCUCGUGGGUCACAAUCUCGAUCUUUUUCUUGACGCGUCGCCUUCUCCGCUUCCCGGGGCUCUCGCGUCCUCUCUUUCUUCCUCGCUGCCGACUUCCUCUUCGUCUGCUUCUUCUCUCUCCAUCCCUCCUGCUUAG
Messenger RNA from Besnoitia besnoiti, 777 nucleotides. RefSeq lists its product as uncharacterized. NCBI's taxonomy places the organism in Eukaryota, Apicomplexa, Conoidasida, Eucoccidiorida, Sarcocystidae. The transcript is spliced from 3 exons. Gene Ontology annotation, biological process: DNA-templated transcription initiation. The record is from RefSeq and is a predicted model, not a curated record. Gene Ontology annotation, cellular component: nucleus. Bases 1 to 777 code for a protein of 258 amino acids.